Molecule: messenger RNA, 5644 nt
Organism: Haliotis rubra (blacklip abalone)
Lineage: Eukaryota; Metazoa; Mollusca; Gastropoda; Lepetellida; Haliotidae
Product: CARD- and ANK-domain containing inflammasome adapter protein-like
Cellular component (GO): cytoplasm
Molecular function (GO): protein binding
Source: RefSeq, a predicted model, not a curated record
UAUGUAGACUGAUCGGUCCAGUCACACAAGACAGGGUAGCUAUGGAUUGGGUGGCCGGAGAGGAGGUAGCUCCCUACUUGACGGGAAGAAACAGGGCUCUGAAGCUCACUGAAGUUCUGAACAUACUCGAAAACCCCGAUGACACACGGGCUAUAGUAACACCACCCGCUAAACCCCGCGGAGGAGACGGAUACCUGUACAGAGUUGAGGCAGACACGGCGGAAGACUCAUGGAAAAAUGACAACUACCACUUCAAGCAUAAUGGUGCCGGGAACAACCGAAGCCAGCGCCCAAGGUUCUCAAGCAGUACUUUGUUGCUUAUAAAAGCGAUGGCAACACUACCAAGGCUUUUAAGCGACAAGCAUUCAACUUGCUGGAGGGAGAAGUGAAAUAUAUCUUCGUUCACUACAUAGGAAAACACACAGUAGCAUUAUCAGAUCCUAAAUACGAGAAACGUUUGAAUACUCCCGUCCCAAAUGGUUCUCAGACAGUGAAAAGUGAUGUCAGAACAGCCGGUUUUGGAGAUGAAGAAGAGAAUGGAAAACUAGAGACAUGCGAUAUGGAAUUUGAUCAUGAUCAACCAAACUCUCCUCAUGUCUUAUCUUCCUGGAUGAAGUUAGCUCCAGGAAAAGGACACACGAACCUGAUGUUACAGAGAAUGUGCAUGUGAAAAGUCCUAGACUUUCAGUGGGCGAACGACGAGUCAUCGAAAGCACAUUGCCGGACAACAUCCCGCUGAAUGGGUUCGUCAUCAGCAUGAUGAAAGACCGACCGAUCUUAGAUCAUUUACUGAAGAUGUGCUUAGAAACGUACACAUAUUCUUAUCGCAAGGUGUGUGUUGAAACUGACAAAUUACUGGAAGAAAGACAGAGGAAUUUCUGCAGUAGAGAGUCCGUGUUUAUCACUGAUAGCUGAUAUCGACCGUAAAUGGAAAAAUGACCUGGAAGAAGUCUGUAACCGAUUGAUGUGGUCACGACUUAGUCCGGGGGGUCUUGGCAAUGACAAGUGCAAGGAGACGUAUCUCAGACUUGUGUCAGCUGUCAUAGUAGGUGCAUAUCACAUGAAAUCGGACAUUGUCCAUUUUGUUGACACCCUUCAUUUGUACCCACCACAUAUGACGGGUGACUACUCGGAGACACAGGACGCUGGUGGGGCAGAUACUCAGGUGUGCAGGGUUGGGCCUCACAACAUACAGAGAAAGCAUCUCCUUGACCAGACAGCAUGGCUUGGCGAUGAGGUCAUGAAUGCGUACAUGCUUGUUCUGAAGACCUCGUGGAAUAGAAUCCGCAGCCGUCACUGCACUGUAAUUGAUUCCUUCAUGGUCAAUCGUUGGGAAAAAGAAGAGUAUGCUGUGCAUCCAUGUGAGGCAGCAGAAGCUAUUCUAUCGGAGGUGAAUCCCAAUGUCAUGAGAAGUUGUCACACUGUGUGGUACAGGAAGUACAUCUGGCGCAGACUGAGAGAAUAUUGGGAAGCAAAUAGGCAGCCUGAUACAGACACAGACUUUCUGGAGCCUCCAUGCGGAAGGGUGAAGAAUAAGCCACAGGACGAAGCAAAUACAUUGUGUUCAGUGUCAACAAAGACCAGACCCUUUACAUAUACAAUAAUCACAAUGGCUACCAACAUAGAUGAAGCAAGAUACAGCUUACACAAAGCAGCCCAUCUUGGUGAUAUUGGACACUUGCAGCAGCUGCUGUUAGACAAGGGAGAGUCUAUGCCGUGUACUGACGAGCGAGGAUGGACGCCCUUGCACUACGCCUGUGAAUGUGGUCAAGUCGAAGCUGUCUCACUUCUUAUUUCGAAAAGGCCGGGUUACCUUCGGAAAAGAGUUGAUCUUACGCUUUACAAUCCUUUCUUGACAACAAAGUACAUGUAUUUACCUCUUGUGGGGAUACAUCCACUGCACAUUGCUUGUUUAAAUGGGCAUGAACAUGUAGCGUUCACUUUGAUCAACAGCGGUGCUUACGUUGACACCAAAAGCAAAUAUGGAACAACAGCGCUAUUUUGUGCUUCCAUGAAUGGGCAUGAAUCUGUAGCCGCUUCUCUAAUACAGAGCGGUGCAAGUGUUAAAGAUGAAGGCAAAGACGGAUGGACGGCACUACACUUAGCUUGUCAAAAUGGACAUGAAUCUGUAGCUGCACUUCUCAUCAAGAAUGGUGCAAGUGUUACAGCUGAAGUGGAAGACAGACGGACGGCACUACACUUAGCUUGUGAGAAUGGACAUGAAUCUGUUGCUGCACUUCUCAUCAAGAGUGGUGCAAGUGUUACAGCUGAAGAGGAAGACAGAGGGACGGCACUACACUUAGCUUGUGAGAAUGGACAUGAAUCUGUUGCUGCACUUCUCAUCAAGAGUGGUGCAAGUGUUAUAGCUGCAAGUAUAGAACGAUCGACGGCACUACACUUAGCUUGUCAGAAUGGACAUGAAUCUGUUGCUGCACUUCUCAUCAAGAGUGGUAAGUGUUAUAGCUUUGCAAGUAUAGAACGAUCGACGGCACUACACUUAGCUUGUGAGAAUGGACAUGAAUCUGUUGCUGCACUUCUCAUCAAGAGUGGUGCAAGUGUUACAGCUGAAGAUGAAGACAGACGGACGGCACUACACUUAGCUUGUCAGAAUGGACAUGAAUCUGUUGCUGCACUUCUCAUCAAGAGUGGUGCAAGUGUUAUAGCUGCAACUAUAGACAGAUGGACGGCACUACACUCAGCUUGUCAGAGUGGACAUGAAUCUGUUGCUGCACUUCUCAUCAAGAGUGGUGCAAGUGUUAUAGCUGCAACUAUAGACAGAUGGACGGCACUACACUCAGCUUGUCAGAAUGGACAUGAAUCUGUUGCUGCACUUCUCAUCAAGAGUGGUGCAAGUGUUACAGCUGAAGGGAAAGACAGAUGGACGGCACUACACUUAGCUUGUGAGAAUGGACAUGAAUCUGUUGCUGCACUUCUCAUCAAGAGUGGUGCAAGUGUUACAGCUGCAAGUAUAGACAGAUGGACGGCACUGCACUUAGCUUGUCAAAAUGGACAUGAAUCUGUUGCUGCACUUCUCAUCAAGAGUGGUGCAAGUGUUACAGCUGAAGAGGAAGACAGAGGGACGGCACUACACUUAGCUUGUGAGAAUGGACAUGAAUCUGUUGCUGCACUUCUCAUCAGGAAUGGUGCAAGUGUUACAGCUGCAAGUAUAGACAGAUGGACGGCACUGCACUUAGCUUGUCAAAAUGGACAUGAAUCUGUUGCUGCACUUCUCAUCAAGAGUGGUGCAAGUGUUACAGCUGAAGACGAAGACAGAGGGACGGCACUACACUUAGCUUGUGAGAAUGGACAUGAAUCUGUUGCUGCACUUCUCAUCAAGAGUGGUGCAAGUGUUACAGCUGCAAGUAUAGACAGACGGACGGCACUGCACUUAGCUUGUCAAAAUGGACAUGAAUCUGUUGCUGCACUUCUCAUCAAGAGUGGUGCAAUGUUACAGCUGAAGAGAAAAGACAGACCGACGGCACUACACUUAGCCUGUCUGAAUGGACAUGAAUCUGUUGCUGCACUUCUCAUCAAGAGUGGUGCAAGUGUUACAGCUGCAAAUAUAAGAGAACGGACGGCACUACACUUAGCUUGUCGGAAUGGACAUGAAUCUGUUGCUGCACUUCUCCUCAAGAGUGGUGCAAGUGUUACAGCUGAAGGCAAAGACAGAGGGACGGCACUACACUUAGCUUGUCAGAAUGGACAUGAAUCUGUUGCUGCACUUCUCAUCAAGAGUGGUGCAAGUGUUACAGCUGCAUGUAUAGACAGAUGGACGGCACUGCACUUAGCUUGUCAGAAUGGACAUGAAUCUGUUGCUGCACUUCUCAUCAAGAGUGGUGCAAGUGUUAUAGCUGCAAGUAUGGACAAAUGGACGGCGCUACACUCAGCCUCCCGCAAUGGCUGCAUGAACUUAGUGUGGAUCCUUAUAGAGAAUGGGGCCGACACGGGGCUUAGAGAUGUUUACGGGAGACGUCCUGUUGACGUGGCGUCGUUUUAUAAUAAUUCGGACGUUGUUCGUCUCCUGGAGCAGGAAAUGAGGAAGAAAAAGACAAACUUUGCAACAUUGGGAAACUCUCGAACACGGACAGAAAACACCACAGAAAAUUCACCAUCACAAGUUUUGCCUUUUGUCAAUAGCACUCCCGGCGGAACUAUAUCCCAUGACGAUGACAGAAUCCAACGUACAACAGCACCGAAUGCAAUACCAUUUGACACGCAACUGCUUGUUUGGGGACAAACUAACUUUCACGUUUACAAAGGAAGGCAGGGAACAGAACGGUUCCCAAUAUGACACAAGGAGUACGUAUGGUAAUAGUGACAAUAUUCCGACUCCUCCAGUGCAAAUUGCUGUGCGGGAAAAUCACCUAUCAGGAAUGGAAUCUUGUAUUCCAUUUACACACAGAGACAACGUCGUGUCAGGACCAACGUUGCCCUCAAGAAUAGCUCCAGUACUGCCUCAAGAGUCCCCUUCAAUCUGCACAAACAUAUGAACUAUAACGGCUCCAAUCCAACAUGUCUGCUUACAACACACGUUGUUCAACCUUCGUCUGAAUUCCUUUGGACCACUCAACCAGAUAUGAGCUCUUUCAUACCAGCGCAAGCCAUAUGUUCCUUAAAUGUAAAUCCGAUUCAAAAUCCACAAGGGGUUGCACCAACACCCACAACACCAGCACUCCGAACCCCAACCAGGACGUGGAGGGUAGUUCCCUCUUACAGGAACUUCUGUCACCCUAGAAUACAAAAGGUCAACAUGGAACUCUCUGAACUUGAAUUCCGUUGAUUCAGGCAUGCAGCUGUUAGAAGGUUAUGGACAGUUUACCAGUCUAUGAUAAACCAGGACAAGUUGAGUUGACUAUUAACCCCGCAAAUAGUCACACCCUGAUAUUUAGUAGGCUGAUUUCCCAACUAAAGCCAAAUUUCCGUUUGGCAAUGCUCCCAUCCCAAUAUCCGAUAUGGGGCAGUAAUUCUAAAAUCGAAACUAACAGCUAUGAUAUAGUGCGGCGUUGUCAAAACGCAAGACGCACAGUCAGCUCACUCAACUCUGUAGGAUUAAAUGGCUAUGUUCACCAUCCCAUUGUAUGUGUUAAAAUAUGGCACAGAAUGAUUCUCCUCUAAUACUAAAAACAAGAAUAAGUUGGACCGGCGCAGAGAACUCGUUUACGACAAGUAGGCGGUACAUGGCAAUUAACAAAACCCAUUUGGCUUGUGAAAGGUAGAGCAGAUGUAGGCUAGUGCACGUGCAGUGCAUGACGAUGAAAUUGAUUCCGCGCCACUGUCGAACACGGAGUUUGCUGGAGACAGAGUAUACCCACAUCACCAAAUUUUCCGGCCUAACCUUCUCCCACAUCACCUAAUUAGCAGAGAGCCCAUAACGCCGAAUAUCUGUAACCACUAAACCCGUGGCGUCUCACUGGAGCAGGCUAAGUUCCCUAAGUGCGAGUAACCCUAAUCCCUCUGUUUUAACACUGCCCAUUUCGAAACGUGGGCAAAGUGGGGAGUAAACCGUCUUUCUCCCCCGUUCUCCAUUAAUUCGUACAACAUCUAACAAGCUCAACACCACUCUUUUCAAUUUUUUAUUUGUUGUUCACCCUCAUUUCUUAAUAAGUGGGUCCAGUGGGUCGGUGGGGGUAGCCUAAUGGUUAAA